AUUUCCAUAUUUCGCACAGUCUGAAUCCGGCACCAUGGAUACUAAGAUCUGGUUUUUACUUACGCUUGUGGCUAUAGUUCGAUCAAAAGAUCUAUCCGAAGGUUCCGAAAGUUUUGGAACUAAUAGUCAGAAAAUAUUUGAUGAAAAUAAAAAAGCGAAUCCAGCGAUAUGGCGUCAAGUGGACAAUAUUACUAUAACUGGAGACGAAGGGAUGAAAAUCAAUAAAAUCCUGGUGACUGAUUUAAGAGAAGAAAAAGAUGGAGAAGCGAAAAUACUUGAAGGAGGUAUCGACCACCAAAAUGUGACUAUAGAACUUAAAAGCCCUACAGCAUUGAGAGGAUAUGACUUCCAUAUUGAAGUGUAUGCAAAUUCUGACAACACCAAGGCAUCAAGUCACGACGCAUCCAAACAAGAAACAAAUGCAAAACCCUCUGAUGAAAAGAAACCCCUCAAGGCAGUUCCAAGUGUACCUGUAACUUUAACGAGAGAUGAACCAACUUCUGAACAACCUCAGGAAGGAGGUAAAAGACAAAACCGUGAUGUAGAAGACAAAGAUAAAACUAAUAAGCAACUCAACCCACAUUCUACUAGUGCAACCACAGUGCCUGAAUUGAAAUCAACAAGCAUCCCAGCAACGAAUAAAGACAAAAGAGAAGAUAAAUUACCCGAACACGGUAACACAAAUCAACCUAUACACUUACAAGAAGCACCCAAAAUGCCUGAAUCAACCGCAAGAAGUAUUCCAACGACGGAAUUGAAAAUAGCCGAAGAAAAACACAACCAUCAUGAAAUCCAUGAUAAUUUUGAGAAUAAAAAACAAACGAAUUUCGAAUCGAACGAUAAACAUGCCGAUGUUAAAUAUUCUCAAUUUAACGUACGUGAAGUGACACCCAAUGUACCUAUUAACGUGCAAUCCCCUGCUGAAGAAGGUCAUAAGAGACAUGUUCGUGACAUUAACCAAAAUUCCCCGGUAGUAAAAACUAAAGAGCAACCAUUGCCUCCUGCUACAUUAGGAAACCAAGGUUCUACUACAACUAAAGUUGCAAAUGACGAAACAAAUCAACCAGAAAAUAGUCAAUCAGCUCCGACAGAUAAUAAACAAAUUAAAGAGCAAGUCAACGUCGCUAAAGAAGAAAAAGUACACGAACGCCAUAACCACAAUAAUAGAUUCAAUGGACGUUAUGUUCCCGAUAGAUUUGCUCGCAACCGUAACUCCGAUUCAAAACGAGACACUUCUACAGAAAUCAACAAAAUCUCAACAACAAUUACAUCGCAAUCUAGUACACCAAUUAUUCCCAGAUUAAUUGUAAACGUGCCUACUACAAACAAGCCUGAAAGUAGCACCGGUAAGCAAAUUAAUAGUGACAUUAAUACAGAAUUACAUACUAACAAGAGAAGCACAUCUGAAGAAAUCACAGCACACAAAAGGCAUACACGUGAUACAAUUGACAAAAAUAAUAAAGAACAACCCAAUUUAUCAACUGGCAACUUAAAAUACUCUCCAAUUUCAACGACAUUGAAACCUGAAAUAAAUAGAAAAAGUGAAUUAAACAUUAAUACAAGCAAAGUUAGCUCGUAUGGCAUAAAAGUGCCAAUUGAAGCUACUGAAAAAGAUAACGAAAAUAAACAAGAUAUUCCGAAAACAGACAAUUUAGAGAACAAAGAAAAGCAAAGAAAUAUUAGAGGUACUGAAGACAAGGAAGAAAAAGACAAUAAAUUGACUACUUCAACUACAAAACCCGGAAAUACAGAAAACCAUAAAAACGCACCAUCUACUGAGAAAACACAUAUCCAAUUACCCAUUCAAUUUAAAACUACAAGUCAAGAUAAACACCCUAAUGAUGCUAAAAAAGAAAGAAUCACUCGUGACGUCAUAGGUACUCAAAAUACUUGUCAUCAAUCAAAUGACAAAAAAUUAUGUGCCCCUGGUAUGAAUACCGAAAACGGAAGGAAAUCAGACGAAAAAGUUACUGAAGAAAAAGAACUAAAAGGAACAACAGUUGUAGUUGCCAGUAAUAAAAAUGCUAAAAGUGAAAUAACCCCAAAAAUCGGAGAAAACGUCACACAAAAAAAUGACUUAAGUACCACAGUGAAACCUUCAAUUCAUCGGGAAAACGAAAAAGAAAAGCCAGAAAAAUCUUUAGUACCACCUCAAUAAGUAUUUUUUUAAACUCUUCAUUGUAGCAAUUGUUUGCUGUUUGCACUUCGUUUAUUAAUAUUAAUAAUUUAAAUGU
Molecule: messenger RNA, 2234 nt
Organism: Papilio xuthus (Asian swallowtail)
Lineage: Eukaryota; Metazoa; Arthropoda; Insecta; Lepidoptera; Papilionidae
Product: DNA ligase 1
Exons: 1
Coding region: 35-2158 (707 amino acids)
Source: RefSeq, a predicted model, not a curated record